Molecule: messenger RNA, 2238 nt
Organism: Linnemannia hyalina
Lineage: Eukaryota; Fungi; Mortierellomycota; Mortierellomycetes; Mortierellales; Mortierellaceae
Source: the annotation of a GenBank genome assembly
AUGUGGUUCAUGGGCGUCAACGGACUCCCAGGAGAGAUAAAGAACGCGACGGGCAUUGCGCCGGCGAAAAUGAACGGCAAGGAAUUUCACGUCGACAUGAACGGUACCUACUACGGGUUGAUGAAGGCGCGAGCCUACUCUGUCGUACAAAAGUACACGACCACGCUGACGCGCAACACCGAGCCCGCCAACCUGCACAUGCCACAGAUGGAGGAUGCGCCAGAGCGACCCGAGUCGACAGACUCUGCCUCUCCAGACCCGAACGAUGCCCAGGCGGACCUUCUGAGACGUGCGAACAUGCUCUUUGGUCUCAAAGAUAAGCUUGCUAUGGUGACGAGUGGACCCAACAGCCCCGACUCUGUCGUCGUUGACAAAGAUGGGAUGUUACAGGAUGGCACGGACCAACAGAGAGUUAUGUUCUUCGGUCACAUUGCAGAUGAACUGUACAGGAAGCUUUCUCAGUUCUGUACUCCCGAAGACGAAUCUGUCACCCUUCACUUCGAUGGAGAGCCAUCCAUUCAGAAACAGGCGGAGCACCGAGCUCGCGACGACAAGCUGCGUAAGGGCACCGACGCACUUCACCAAGCAAUCGAACAAGCACGUGUAGUGGGUGGAUCUCGUCGAAAGGCUGCUUACAAACGGUGCAGGAAUCUCUACAAGCCAACAACCGUAAUUCAAGGAGAAGUUAUAGCGGAGUUGAUCAAAAAGUACGACUGCCAUGUAUGCCUUUGCCGCUUUCAGUCGGAUACUUGCAUUGCCAAGCUUUGUGCCCAGUCUCUGAAUCCCCAGGACAUCAUUGUUGUCUCCGGUGAUUCGGACUUGAUUUGUUUCGGGGCUGUGCCGAGAGUGUUGUAUCCGAUCGGCAAGUCAAGAGAGCUCACUCUUUUCGAAAAGGAUGCGAUUUUGGAGGUCCUCGAUUUGCCUUCGGAGCGGCAUUUACUACUCGCGGCUGUUGUGACGGGCAACGACUACACCCGGGGAGUGCCAUAUUUCGGGAUCAAGAAGAUCUGCGAGAUUAUUCGGGAAAUGGAGCUACCCGGCUCUGACGUCGAAUCGUUUCAUUGGUACGUCCACGAGUUUCUCGUUCGAGUGCGACACCAGCUUCUUUCCGAGAGAGUCCCUCGGAAGAAACGAAAACGAAUCGACUCGCAGCUAUCGGUUACGGUUGACGACUUCGAGCAUGCUUUAUCUGCCUUUGUGGGCGUCCAGGAAGAUGCCGUAUCCUCCGUUGAUCAGAACCCACACCCUCAGCCUUUUACCAGUCAACAGCACACAUCGAUUGAGCAGGGAGGGCAGCGAGACUGUAAUGCGCACGAGAUUGUCAUGAGGGCACUGCUCGAUCUUGAGUACCAGAAGGUUGCAGAGGCUCAGGAACGUGCGGCAAUGGGAUUCACACCACCGAUGGAGGACAAGAAGCCGGCUCCCAAAACGAAUGUAAAUCGGACCAGGACAGCGAAAACGCAGCGAGCUCGCCGGGAGGCAGCGAAAAGGAACAGGAAACGUAAAAAAUGGAGGAAAUCCAGGUUCAAGUCUCGCACUGACAAUCAGGUUCGGUACUCUCCCCACAGAGUCAGUGAUCCGUCGACAGCCACCCCUGUUUCUGAUAAUCAACUGUCGACAAUGUCCCCGUCACAACCAAAAAAGCGACCCGUCGACAAGCAGCCCAAGGCUGUUGAAGAUUCGCCUUCAGCAUCCUCGUCAUCGUCGACAGACCGCUCGUCGAAGAACAAAAGACGGAAGGCGUCAUCCAAGAAAAAACUCGCGAGACCACGCGACAUCGAUGCAACCCCAACAGCACCAAAACUUAAGGACGCUUUCAAGUUUGCUUUUCCGACGAUAACCCAGACAGUUGGUUCCUUGAAAGGAUGCCUGCGCCGUAGCCUUCGACCCCUCGGGAUCUCUGAUGACCAAGUCGACACCAUUGCGAGCCGCCUGGAGAAGGCUACGAGCCUGAUCAAUGAAGCUCGUCCCCACGUGUUCAGGAUGAUACAGCUGUUUUUACUGGAAGAAGUCACAACAGUGUUUAGCCCGCAAGGAGCCUCAGGGGAGACGAAUGUCGAUCUGCUAGACCUGGUGAUGAACAAGGCUUCCGGUCAGAUGUUCAUCCGUGGAUUAAUGUCGUUGGCCUUGAAUGGAAAGAUUGUUGAGAAAAAGUGCAAGAAGUCCGAGUCCAUCCGUGCUCGAGAGCUCGCACAGAGGCCGAUACAAGACGAUCAUUCCCCACUUUUCGCCCAUUAA